Messenger RNA from Zonotrichia leucophrys gambelii, 1663 nucleotides. RefSeq names its product low-density lipoprotein receptor-like. Bases 1 to 1596 code for a protein of 531 amino acids. NCBI's taxonomy places the organism in Eukaryota, Metazoa, Chordata, Aves, Passeriformes, Passerellidae. Gene Ontology annotation, molecular function: protein binding; calcium ion binding. The record is from RefSeq and is a predicted model, not a curated record. The transcript is spliced from 10 exons. Gene Ontology annotation, cellular component: plasma membrane.
AUGGGGCCCGAGCGGAGCCGAAACCGCGGGGACACCGGGAGGGAGCGGGAGCGGCACCGGGACCGGGACCGGGACCGGGACCGGGACCGGGACAAGCACCGGGAUCGGCACCGGGAUCGGGAUCGUCCGGGACCGGGACCGGGAUUGGGAUCGGAACCGGGAUCAGAAUCGGGAUUGGGAGAGACCGGGAUCGGAAUCAGCACCGGGAUCGGCACCUGGAUCGGGAUCGUCCGACGGGACCGAAAACAGAACCGGGAACGGCCGGGAUGGGACCCGGGACCAGCGGGAACCGAUCCGGGACCACCGGAACCGAUCCGGGACCACCGGGAGGGGAUCCGGGACCACCGGAGGGGAUCCGGGACCAGCGGGAGCCGAUCCGGGACCACCGGGAGGGGACUCGGGACCACCGGGAACCGAUCCGGGACCACCGGGAACCGAUCCGGGACCACCGGGAGGGGAUUCGGGACCACCGGGAUCCUCCUGCUCCUCCUGGCAGCGGCGGCGGCGGCGACCCCGAGCACAGCGCACCCGCCGUGCCCUCCCGACCACCUGCAGUGCGGGGACCUCUCGUGCCUAUCGCGACAUUUCCAGUGCGACGGCGAUCGCGAUUGUCCCGACGGGCGGGACGAGCUGGGCUGCGCCCCUCCCCCCACGCCGCCCUGCCCCCCCUCCUCGUUCCGCUGUCGCGACAGCAGCUGCGUCCCCCUCCUGUGGCGCUGCGACGGCGAUCGCGACUGUCGCGACGGCAGCGACGAGGGGGAGGAGCUUUGCGGGACGCCCCGCCCCCCCCCGCCCUGCCCCCCCCUGCAGUUCCCCUGCGGCUCCGGGGAGUGCGUGGCCAGGAGGUGGCGCUGCGAUGGCGUCGCCGAUUGUCGCGAUAGCUCCGAUGAGGAGGGGUGCGCCCCGCCCCCGCCGUGCCCCCCCGGGCAGUUCCUCUGUCGCGACCGGCGCUGCAUCCCCGCGGCGCGCGCCUGCGACGGGACACGUGACUGUCGCCAUGGAGACGACGAGGAGGCGUGUCCUGAGGCCCCGUCGUGCCCCGGCCCGCACUGGUUCCGCUGCCGCUCGGGUGAAUGUAUCGCGAUAGCGCAGGUCUGCGAUGGGCGGCGCCACUGUCGCGAUUGGUCCGACGAGCCGCUCAAGGAAUGCGGAGUGAACGAGUGCCUGCAGGGGUCUGGGGGCUGCUCCCACUCGUGCCGGGAUCUCCCCAUCGGCUUCGAGUGCAGCUGCCCCCCAGCAAUGGGGCUGGGCCCCGACAACAGAACCUGCACCGCCCUUGCUGGGACCCCCGAACCGGAGCCCCUGAGCCGCAACCUCAGCACCGAGGGACACGCCCCCAACGGUGACCUCGUCCAACCGGGCGGGGCCAGAGGGGCGGGGCCAUGGAUGACGUCACUGGCGAUCUUGCUGCCCCUUGGUCUGUUCCUGUGCCUGGGCCUGGCCGGGCGGGCGCUGUGGCGCUGGUGGCGCCGGCGCAGCACCAACAGCAUCAGCUUCAGCAACGCCGCCUUCCGGAAGGUUCCGGAACACCUGGAGGGGGCGGGGCUUGGGGACACACAGUGGCCGCUGACCAUGGAGGAGGAGGAGGAGCCCUGAGGGGCCGAGACCCCCCCGGAGACACCUGGGGAACAUCUGGAGACACCUGGGUGCACCUGGGGACACC